AUGAUCUCAUUAAUUUUCAUCUUCAUCAUAACUAUGUAUGCUUAAACAUAUGUUGGAUAAAGUCCAUGUAACCUAUUAUCAUCAACAGAUUGUGGAACAGAUGCAAUUAAUGGUAAAGGCUGGUGUUAUUUGGAUACGUAAAUUUAUGACAAUAAUAUGAUAGUGUUACAAAUACAUGUUAAAAUUUACCAUGUUAUCUUAUUGAUGAAGUAGCUGCCUGUCGAACAGGAGGAUCAUUAAUAACUGGUGGUGCAAAUUUAGAGUGUGAUUCCUUAGAGACAUUUAGUCUAUAAUAUGAUAAUGUGUGUUGCGAUAAGAAUCUUGGAAAAUUGAAUUAUGCCUUUGUAAGAUUCACUAUGAAUUUUGAUGGAUAUGUUGAUUAAACUAAUGAUACCCCUCCUAUUCCUAUGGCAUCUUUAGUUAUUACUACCAGUGUCAAACACAUGUUUAAAUUGUAUACAAUCAACCCUUGGCUGGUAUCCUUGGAAACAACUGAAGCCAAUUUUCAAACUAAACUAAUUGCUAUCUUAGAUAAAUACUUAGAAAGUACUACUCGAAAUGAACUACUUACGUAAUCAAGAUCUCACCCUUUCUACUUAGAGAGAACAGUCUACUAAGCUUUAUAACUACUCAGAGAUUGGACUGUCAUGCAUAAAUCUACUAUUUCUCUUAGAAAUGCCAUUCUCCCUAAGAUUAGAAGUGUAGCUCUUGUUGCUUUAACUAGAAUGACAAAAUUUCAACCAAACUAUUAUCAAACCAACUAUUAUUUUGUUAAUUUUGCCAUCAUUCCUUACUUUAGAAACUCACUUAAGAUUUCAGGUUAAUUACACACUUUGACAAUUGAUUGGAGUGGUUAUGCUUAUACUGAUAAUGGUUAUGUGAUGGUGUAUUCAUAUGCCCCAGAAUAAUUUGGUAUAAUUAAAGCUUAUUCUGAUAUUGUUUGCAUUCGUCCAUUCCUAGGAAAUAGUGUAACAUAUGUAGAUGCUGAAAAUAAUUAUGAUAAUGCUUUUUCUUCAAUUAAAUUUACUUAUUAUUGGUCAGAUACUACUCAAACUAUCAGCGACCAAACAAAGGUUAAAUUAUUUAAAAUUAGUGAUGAUACUUAAACUAUUACAGAUACAUUAGCUACUUUUAACUGUGUUGCUGCUACAAGAACUUGUACAAUUACUGCUAAUUAUUCACCUUCUCCUACUCCAACAGACGGUAAAGGUCAAAAUUAUUUUAUUGGUCAUGCCGACUAUAAUCUAUAACAAAGUGAUAAAAAAAGAGCAUAAUGUAUCUUGGCUUAUAAGACCUGGACAACUACUUGCGCUUGA
Paramecium primaurelia is the source of this 1316-nucleotide messenger RNA. The record is from the annotation of a GenBank genome assembly. Lineage: Eukaryota; Ciliophora; Oligohymenophorea; Peniculida; Parameciidae.